CAGAUGUUAGCACUCUGUACAUUCCACCCUCUCUCUUCUCUCUCAACAGGCUUCUACCUCUUUCCUUGUCUGUCUGCGAUGGCUAUGAAGGUCAUCUACAUCAACUCCUCCGUGCUCUACAUCCAAUCGACUCUUACCCUCACCAACGCCACCAUCCCUCCGCAGCAGACCGUGUUCGAGAGAUGCAGGACCAUGCCGGCCGGGUUCAUCUUCUACCUCUGCCUGCAGUUCAUCAACCUGGUCCUGGGGCUGCCGGCCAACGUCAUGGUCCUCUGGCUGAUCCUCAGGAGAAAAGGAGACUCGUCCACCUCCGACAUCUUCAUCCUGCACCUGGCCGUGCUGGACAUCCUCUUCUGCCUCAUGCCUCCGCUGGAACUGGUCAACCUCAUGUACGUGGCGGCCGGAAAGGUCUGGACCACGUUGAGCUUCUUCUACGGCGUGAAGGACUCCUCGCUGCUGUUCCUCUCCUGCAUCUGCAUGGACCGGUACAUGGCCGUGCGCCACCCCAUCGCCUUCUCCGAGCUCAAGGACCGCUGGCACCGCAAGGCCGCGGCGGUGGGCAUGUGGGCCCUCACGCUGGCCUACGCCGCCACGUGCUGCGCCAACGUGGUGAACAACUUCGAGAAGAUCUUCGUGCCGAUGAGCCUGGUGGCGUUUGCCUUCAUGGUCUUCUGCAACGUGUCCAUCCUGUGGGCGCUGAGCCAGUCAGGCCCCGGCCGCGACGACAUGCACCCGGUGAAGAAGAGGGCCUUCAGGAUGGUGCUCAUCAUCCUCGCCAUCAUCGUCUUCAACUACCUCCCGCCCGUGGCGCUCUUCCCCUUCCAGCAGUACUUCGACGCCGGCGUCUUCGACUGCUACAUCCACAACUUUGCGUUCGGCUUCAUGGACAUCAGCAGCAGCAUCCAGCCCUUGCUCUACCUCUCUAAGGAGAAGCUGAACGUGUGUCUCUGUAGAGCCAAGGGCUCCUGCUGUGGUGGAGAUGCUGCCCAGGAUGUCAACACUUGAAAAAGAACUUGAGGGCACGUACAGCAAAACAAAACCAAUAACCCACGCACUCAGGUCUAUUUGUUGGUUUGUUUUUGAUAAGGGCACUUUAUUCUGGUUUGUUAAAAAAGAAUGUACCUGUCAUUUGUGAGUAUACUUCACUAUGUGUAAGAAGUGUAAGGAUUGAAAAGGCUGGUAGAUUGGUUUAUCAUUCAUUUGUUGGUUGGCUGUAAAAGAAACAUUUCACAAAGUUAAUUUUCAUCCAAAGGCGGUACACUAAUAUAUGUCUCAGUUGGUUUAGUUUAGUUUACUCCUGAUUAUAUCUCAAUAGGUUUAACAAAUACAUUUGUUUCAGUAGACCUAUAUAUUUAAUUGCAGAAAUAUUUUAUAUAGAUUUUAUAUUUACAAUAUUUCUAGUAUGGUGACAUACAAUUGUCUCACCUCAAUAGAAAACAUUUAUAAACAAAUCUAAAAUUGGUUAAAGGGGUCCGCAUCAGUUGUUAUUAUAUCUCUGCCACAACAUCUUGAUGGACUUUUGUAAGGAAAUUUUGAAAUAAUCACUCUAUGUGGCAGAGAGGUUUAGAUUGCUCUGAUUAUGACCAGCUUUGGGACAUUGGGGGAUUCCAGAAGUUAAGGGGGUUGACUCUGAGCCUGUGGCAACUCUAGCAAUAGAGGAGGCAUGUGGCAAACCUUAUAAUUAUA
Molecule: messenger RNA, 1686 nt
Organism: Engraulis encrasicolus (European anchovy)
Lineage: Eukaryota; Metazoa; Chordata; Actinopteri; Clupeiformes; Engraulidae
Product: G-protein coupled receptor 35-like
Exons: 1
Coding region: 4-1005 (333 amino acids)
Biological process (GO): phospholipase C-activating G protein-coupled receptor signaling pathway; positive regulation of Rho protein signal transduction
Cellular component (GO): plasma membrane
Molecular function (GO): G protein-coupled receptor activity
Source: RefSeq, a predicted model, not a curated record